CUAGAUUUAACCGAACGGCAGUGUAUAUAAAAAAAGUCGCGAUAUUUUGACAGUUUUUUGUAAUAAAAAAAAAUCACAGACUCUGCGAAUUUGUCGUAGAGCCGGCAACUGUUUAAAAGAACGGCGCCGGCGCGAGGCCUACCGGCGAUCCGGCAAACUAAUCGACAACACAGAUAAUAUACCAAGAUGGUGUCCGGUUGACAGACGAGGGGAGUGGCGAAACGUAAAAACCCGUAGUUUUGCGGUGUAGAGUAGAAACGAGCGCCGGCUAAAUCCGGUCGAAUUAGGGCUCACCGUCGCGCCGCUCUCUCGGCCCUUUCGCGAGCGAAUUACACGCGCAAAAACGGUACGCGAGCGCCGCUAACGGAACGACCUUUGCGAUAAUCCCGUGUGUGCCAUGACGUUUAAUACUUGAAAUACAAAUCGUCGACACACCCCUCGGUUAAACAUCAACUCAUCUGUGAUAAUAUUGUAAUUAUGGCCGUUCGCAUGGACAACUCGACGCCCAAUAGGAAAAUCAACUACAAAAUCACGACAAACAACGGCGGCGGCUCCAGCGGCAUCCGACCGACGUCGGCCUCGACGCAACCGUACGGAGGCGGCGGAGGUGGUGGAGGCGGCGGGGGCGGAGGAGGAGGCGGCCUGAACAGUAAAUCGGCGACGGCGAUGGCGACGCAACACCAGCCGUACCGCGGCCAAUGGAGCAACGUCGGCGCCGGCCACCACAACCAGCACCCGACGGCGGUGGCGGCGGCCGGCGCCUACUUCCAGCGGUACGCCGUCGCGCAGCAACCGGCGCCGCAGCAGGCGCAAUCGCCGGCGCAGAAUUCCUACACGCCCUGUAGCACUACCAAUAAUAGUAAUUACAAUUCUAAUUCGUACCAGAAUCAAAGAGUGCCAACGGCCACGUCACCGUCGAAUGCGAGCAGUUCGAGCAGUCACACCGGUAGCCAGAGCGGCAACAACGUAUCGACGAACCUUAGCAACAACAUGCCCAACAACACGAAUUCGUCGUCGAACAACAGCACGACGGGCACCGAGCAACUGUCGAAGACCAAUCUCUACAUCAGGGGAUUGAAUCCCGGCACCACCGAUAAGGACCUAGUUACAAUGUGUCAACAGUUUGGCACGAUCAUAUCCACCAAAGCGAUUUUAGAUAAAAAUACGAAUAAAUGUAAAGGUUAUGGUUUCGUAGAUUUCGAGUCACCCGCGGCGGCCGAAGGGGCGGUGAAGGCUCUGACCGCGAAAAACAUACAGGCGCAAAUGGCCAAAGUGGGUAUUUGCUAUCAACAACGUAGAAAAGCCACUCAACAAGAACAGGACCCUACCAAUUUGUACAUAGCUAAUUUACCGCCGACAUUCAAGGAAUCCGACUUGGACAACAUGCUGUCCAAAUACGGACAAGUAAUAUCGACGCGCAUCCUACGCGACGCCGCCGGCGUCUCGAAGGGCGUCGGUUUCGCGCGCAUGGAGAGCAAGGAAAAGUGCGAGUACAUCAUACAGAAUUUCAACGGGAAAGUCCUGUCGGGCGGCAAGGAGCCGUUGCUCGUCAAAUUCGCCGACGGCGGCAACAAAAAGAAGAACAUGUACAAGAGCAACGAGAACGCCAAGAUGUGGCGCGACGCCUCCGAGACGCUGACGACGGUGCCCUACGAUCCGGCGGCGCUCGCCCAGAACGGCGUCGCCGGCCAGCAUCUCAUGCCCGCCUUGGCCACUAAUUACAGGCAUUACAAUCAGUUUCCUUCGUACACGACGGGCCAAUGGCCGUUGCCCUACCUGAUACCGCCUCCGCUGCAAACGGUGGAAGAAAGCUACAAUUUGUCGGGCCACAUGGCGGCCCAAUACAAGAACGACGGGCAGCCGCCGCGCGCGAUUCCGCUGAUGAUGCAGUCCGCAGAGACCGGCGUCCCUUACCCUAAUCUUAUACCUCAGCUGACAGCACAAAUGGGAGCGAUGCAAAUCAGCACGGGAUCGUACAUUUCCCCCCAAUAUCCCUAUUACCCCCAAUCGACGACGAUAUUGCACGCCGUGCCGGUGGAUUCCGAGCACACCUCGAACGCGGCGAGUCCGGAAGAUCCCUAUCAGACCUAUCAAGGACCUCCCAAAUUUGGCAACUACGCUUUUUCUGUGCACGAUCCAGUAAAAUAAAUUCACGACCCUGCGAUGUGGAUUAACGGUAAAGGCGAAUUAUCCAAAAAGAGAAAUCGAUGAUUAGCGGAAGUUUCUAUGAAAUUGAUCGAUUCGAAUGUCUGAUGUAUGUAAUUUGAUCGACCGGUUAGUUAAUUCAUAGGUUUGUUGAUCGAUUCGUAAAUUUAAUGGUGAUGUAAUAUCGAUUUUUUUGCAACUCUCCGCAUUCGAAUCGAUGCGUUUUCAGCUGAAAUUUUCGAUGCAGAUUUGUUGUUGUUGACAUUCCAAUGUCUUGAUAUUUUUGUUAAAUAUUUAUUCACGCAGAUAUUUUUAAUUUUUUUUUUUGGGGAUGCUUCCGAAACUCUUCUCCUUUUCUUCCUCUGAUAAUUUCAUCCUCGCCCCGUCCUCGUCCUUUUUAUUUUUGAAACGUAUCCCCCGUUUUUUAUGUACAGUUGGAACGUGUAUAGUGCAAUUUUUUUUUGUUUUUUUUUUAUUAGAUUUAUUUAUGAUUGAAAAAUAUAAUAUAUUUGAUUCGGAAUGCUUUUUGAAAACGGACUGACGUUAUUUAAUUUAUUAUUUUUACGCACGGCGUCCGGUAGAUAAACUUAGGUAAAAAGCGAAUGAAGCUGUGAUUUUACGCGACUCUUUAUUUUAUAUUUUAUUUUUUUACUCCGGUUUCUGCGUGUGGUUGGAAAUGUUGCGGGAUGUUCUCCGAGUUUAUUUACUGGAAUAAAUAUGUAUUUUUAAUUGGUAUUCGUGAAAGAUAUGCGACAAAAAGGAAAAAGCCUUCGAAAAAUCGACGAGUUGGAAGUCGCGUUUACACGUCUCGUUCGAUUUGUUUUACUAAUUUAUUUAUUUAUUGAUUUUUUUUAUCGAGUGGAAAUUGUUACUCAAUUUGAAGCCAGACUGUCCUUUGGAUGAAUAGUAAGAGGUCGCGAAUGACAGUUGUAAAAGUUCUGCGAAUGACAGUUGUAAACAUUCUGCGAAUGACAGUUGUAAAAAUGUUCUGCGAGUUAACGUUGACAGUGCAUGCGAAAAAUAAAAAUGGUGAACAUUUUGUAACAGCGUCCACUUUGAAACGAGAUUAUUGCGGAAAUGAUGGGCGUGUAGACGCGUAAAAAACUCGGUGAGUGAAUAAUUACAUUAUAAUCGACGUCAUUUUGAACGGUACUUUACACACGAGAGACAAUUGUGCCUUUUCAGAUUGUCCACACACAGGGAUAUACUGAAAAAAAAUAUUUUAUAUAUUUUUUUAAAACUCGGCUGUAUUUCAUAAAAAAAAGCAUAAGCCGAUAAACUAAAUUUUUUACCUUAUAGUUAUGCGUUUGUAGACGGUUCGUAUAAAAAAAAAACGUUAUCCGCUUUUCAGUUUUUUCGCCAAGGUCUCGGAACCUUGAGAGGUUGGAUCAUUAGGAUUCUUGAGUGACGUCACGGGAAUAUUGUGACGUAAAAAGCGACCUCCUAAUCGAGAGACCUUGGGUUGUUUUUGAAUCCGUUCUUGUCUUUAUUUAAUUUUUUUUGUAUUCAUUUCGCGGAGGUCGGUUUUAACACGUCGAGCGCCGUGCGAGCACUCAAUGUGUUAUAAUAACAAAAGCGUAACUGUUUACUGCUAUUGCAGAGCGUUGUAAGCAAAAUUGCGACCUCCUUGGGAUUAUUUUUAACGUAACGUUAGGUAACAAUUUACUAGGAGACUAACUUUUAUUGAGUGCGCCCUUUUUUACGAAGGGCGACGGUUUUUUCGCUUGGCUUUUUGGACGGGAAAAUAAUGCAUUUCAAAAAACUAUAAGGCGGUGUCAGAAAGAAAAUCUUUGAUAUCGAUGAAAUGAUGAAUCUAGUGUGCUCGUUUUGGUUGUUUUUUUUU
Phyllotreta striolata is the source of this 3988-nucleotide messenger RNA. NCBI's taxonomy places the organism in Eukaryota, Metazoa, Arthropoda, Insecta, Coleoptera, Chrysomelidae. The record is from the annotation of a GenBank genome assembly.